This is a messenger RNA of Enterobius vermicularis (human pinworm), 390 nucleotides long. Lineage: Eukaryota; Metazoa; Nematoda; Chromadorea; Rhabditida; Oxyuridae. The record is from the annotation of a GenBank genome assembly.
AUGAAAUUAUUGUUCUACAUCGUCUGGAUUUCCGCAUUGGCGGACACAGCUGCAACAUUUAAAAUUGCAAUAUUCGUACCUGAUAAUGCAAAUAGCCAAGCGAUAUGGAGUCACAGAGUUGCGCAAACUUUGCAAAAAGCGGGUCAUCAGGUUACUCUAAUCAAUCUCGUCUUGAUACCAAUACGAAGAAAAAAGCUUCCACCUCCUGAAGGCAUUGAAGAAUGGAAUGUUCUGCAAUACACAAAAGAAUCUGGAACAAACGAAAUUCUUGAAAUGAUAAAGGAUGUUUUUGGGGAUACAUCUUUCUUAACAGGCAAUGAAAGAAGACUAAUGGGACUUAUGCGGAAGGCAUCAAUUGAAGGAUGUAAAGGUUAUAAUUUUAUUUUAUAA